Lytechinus pictus (painted urchin) is the source of this 2946-nucleotide messenger RNA. RefSeq lists its product as uncharacterized. Gene Ontology annotation, molecular function: DNA-binding transcription factor activity, RNA polymerase II-specific; RNA polymerase II cis-regulatory region sequence-specific DNA binding. The coding region runs from base 89 to 1240 and encodes 383 amino acids. The record is from RefSeq and is a predicted model, not a curated record. Lineage: Eukaryota; Metazoa; Echinodermata; Echinoidea; Temnopleuroida; Toxopneustidae. The transcript is spliced from 2 exons. Gene Ontology annotation, biological process: regulation of DNA-templated transcription.
UUAUAAGUAGAAAAAUACUUAUUUGUAUAAAACCCUUAGAUAUAAAAGCGAAAUUAAUAAUCAAAUUGGCAACUCUUAAUUACCAAGCAUGGCGGAUGAACAGAAAGAAACAGACGCGCCUGGGAGCGAUGGUUUUUCAGCUCAGAAUCAGCAAAAUGACGACUCAAGCAUGGGGAAUGACGGAGGAGAAAAUGCAGAAACAUCUCCAGGAUCAUAUAGAUCGAGAGAAGACGGGAGUGAGAUGGAAGCUUCAAUAACUAUUGACGAUGAACUACCACCAACCUUUGUCCGGCUGGCACCAAUUAUAACCACAAGUGAAGCCAUAGCGACGGGCGAGUCAACAUCCAGUACCCCAUCAGUCGAGGGAAUAGACCAAGCAGCAUCGCAGAACGAAGGCACUCCUGGGUCAGGGGAUACAGAAUACAAGUUUGUAGAUGGAAAAUAUGUUCAGUACACACCUACAGGUGCGGAGGGUGAUGGAAGCCCACAGUUAAUGGAUUUCAAUGGCAAGUCGUCCAGUGUGGCCUCCGUUGAUGGUGGCCAAGGAUUCAUAUGUAAAGUGUGCGGUGCCUGGUAUAAGCUUCGUCAAUCACUGAACUCGCACAUACAGGACCAACAUCAAGGCAAGCGAUUCAAGUGCAGCAAGUGUCCCUACAGCACCAAUAGGCGCCAUGACCUCUACCGUCACGAUGGGCAGGUGCACAGGGGUUCCGCCAAGCAAACAGUCCCUCUGGUCAGUCCAUUAGCACCAAAGUCCAAAAGCAACACGGUUGCAGCAGCCCUGAAAAAGCGCGAGGAAAAGAAAUUAAAGAAGGCAACCGCUGUUGGCACCACCAGCUUUUCCGCAACCAACCUGUCUGCGACCAACUUGACCCCUGCAGGCUUGAGCACCUCCAACUUAACCACAGUGAACUUAAGCUCUCCUGUCAUUAACAUAGAAAACAAGUCCGUUCGACAGGUCCUCAACCAAGGAGACGUUGCCAAUACCCAGCAGUUGGUUGUUGUGAGUGACGGGAUGCAGGGAGCUGUUUAUCCUGGGUCAUCUUCGCCUCUGCAGGAUCAGGUUAUGAAGUCGGGAUGGGUGGAAGAGAAUUCAAGCAGCAGCAAGCCGCACAGGCAAACAGAAUCCUUUGAGCACCAGCUCCCAAGCGGUGCCAUCUUCAGACGCAUCACAGAAAUCACAUUUUUCCCUGAUGGACGCAUUCAAGAGACUCGUACAGAAGAAUAUGAAAUGCCAUGAUUUCUAGAAUUGAAAAUAUAACUUGGUUUGCCAAUUCAUUAGUCAAAUUGUAUUUAUGUCAGUCUAUGUAAAAGCAUGCACAUGAAAAAAUACCAUGUAAGGAAUACAUUACAAGUGAUUUUAUUUAUGAGGUCAAUAUGUCCAAAGUAGAUGACAAAAGUUUUAAGUUGGAGACUAUUGAAAUACAUGUAAAAAACAUGGGAAGGUUUUAUGGUAGAAAUAAUUUGCAUUUAUUUAUAAAGAUAAAAUCAUGGAUUGGUAAUUGUGUAUUUUUCUAUUUUUGUGAUGAAUUUGUAUCAAGAGGCAGUACAGCGUGUUUCAGAAUAAAAAAAAUAUACAUGAUUUCGGUUAAGAGGUCAUUGAAUUUGAUUUGAAGGAGGUCUACUGGAUGACAAUAUAUACAUACAUGUAUGUACUUGCAUGAGACAAAUACUCUACAUGUAUUACAUGUAAUUUGUUUUUGUUUUCAAUGCCAUUUGGCUGUACAGCAGCCCUCAAAAUGGGAUUUUUUUCAGGAGCAAAGUCAUUUCAAUCAGGGGCAAAUUUAGAGGGGUGUAUGUAACCCUGAAAGAAGUUUAUUGUAAAAAUAGCAGAAGAAAUAAUAAAAAAAUAUUGUUGAAAGUUUUAGAAAAAUCCACCAAAGAGUAAAAAAGUUAUCAGCAUUUUAAUUAUUUGAUUUGUGACGUCAAAUGCAAGCAACUUUCCUACAUCAUAUGGUACAUUGUAACAAUCAAUGAAACAUCAUUUUCUCAGAAUAUUGAAAAUGGUUUUUGCUCUCCAUGUACAUGUACAAUUAAUUUCACACCCGUUCCUAAAAAGUAAAUAAAAAUAUAAGUCAUCACGAACUUUAAAAAAUUAAAAAUUUAGGUAUUUUAUAUAUUACAUAAGAUAUGGGGCAGCUGCUUGUUUAUGAUGUCACAAAUCCAAAACUAAUAAAAUACUAAUGAUUUUCUUAAUCUUAAAUGGAUUUUCCUUAAACCUUCACCAAUAUCUUUCAUUAUUCUGCUGUUUUUACAACAAACUUUGCUUCAGGGUGAACUUCCCCUUUAAAGUAUUUACAAUUGUGAGAAAAAGGACAAAUACUAAAAAGGGGGCACAUUUUAGUUGCAUUAACUUUGAUGAAAAGGAAGAGGGCAUGGAGGCCAUGGCUACUGGUUGUUUCAAGGCAUACGUUCAGUUUGUGGCAUGUCUGUUCAUCAGAUUGGAUAAAUGUUUAAUCUGCAAAAAAGAUUAUGUGUUCUGAAUUAAAAAAGUAUUUGGGCUUAUUGGGGUUAUUUCAUGAAAAUAGUUCUUACAAAAAGUAAAGAACUGUUUGUGAAGGAUCAAAUUCAAAUUUAUGUGUGAAUAACAGUGAACUGAUAUGGAUUUUUGCAGGUCACAAGGUCAAAGGUCGUAGACUUCAUUUUCAUGGCUCGUCACAAUUACUUACCGAUCCAAUAAAUACCAUGUAAUUCAGAAUUAAACUUGGUUUAUUUAUACAUGGAAAUGAUGAUCUGAUGAGAUAUUAGGAAAGUUUUUUUUUUUUUCAAAUAGAAUUUAAGAAUUAUUCAAUAUUUUUUCAGAUUUGGCAAUGGACAAGCAAUACAUUUUGCCUAUAUACACAGUCGAGAAUCCAUCUACAAUUCUACAUGUACCGAUAGUCUAAUAAUGAUUGAAGGGGCAUCUAAUUUAUGUUUCCAUUGUUCAAUUGGCAAAAGGAGAUAUGA